Molecule: messenger RNA, 3757 nt
Organism: Phyllostomus discolor (pale spear-nosed bat)
Lineage: Eukaryota; Metazoa; Chordata; Mammalia; Chiroptera; Phyllostomidae
Gene: GPHN
Product: gephyrin
Exons: 24
Coding region: 562-2901 (779 amino acids)
Biological process (GO): gamma-aminobutyric acid receptor clustering; Mo-molybdopterin cofactor biosynthetic process; postsynaptic neurotransmitter receptor diffusion trapping
Cellular component (GO): postsynaptic membrane; cytosol; cytoplasm
Molecular function (GO): molybdopterin molybdotransferase activity
Source: RefSeq, a predicted model, not a curated record
CGGCGCUACUCGCGCGUCCCGGAGCCUUCGCCGGCCCUCCUCGGGCUGUGGCGGCUCCUUCCCGCUUCCAGUACUCCGCUACCCUGCUCUCACUCCUCCCCUCACUCUCCAGGAGUUCCACGCCUCGCGGUGUAGCUCCGCCCUGUCCUCAAGCCCGCCCCCACAACCUCCCGAGCUUGUGCUCCCCUUUCUGCUCAGUCUCUAGCCUCCCAGGCGCUUUGGCUCUCGCGCCCUGCAGAACCGCCCGGGUCUGGCCCGCUUUUGACGGACACCUCCGCGCGUUCCGCUCCAGAGGCCACAGCGUGUACCCCCUGCAGCUCGCCGCUCCAGACCCAGCUCCGGAUCGCGCGUCCCGACUCCGCCCCCUCCCGCGGACUCGCGCGCUCCUGGCGCGGCCUCCCCCGGGCGCAGGCCGACCGGCACGCGGCCGCCUCCCCCUCCUUCCCCGCUCACCUCGCGCUCCCGCUCUCGCGCUGUCCAAGGCGAGCGCGCUCCCGGCCGGCGCGCUCCGAGCUCCGGCUUCUCCCGGCUCCUGUCAGUGCGGUGACUGCGCUGGGAAACAUGGCGACCGAGGGAAUGAUCCUUACUAACCACGACCAUCAGAUCCGUGUCGGAGUCCUCACAGUGAGUGAUAGUUGCUUCAGGAAUCUCGCAGAAGAUCGCAGUGGGAUAAAUCUCAAAGAUCUUGUACAAGAUCCUUCUUUGUUGGGUGGGACGAUAUCAGCAUACAAGAUAGUACCAGAUGAAAUAGAAGAAAUCAAGGAAACCCUGAUAGAUUGGUGUGACGAAAAGGAACUUAAUUUGAUAUUAACAACUGGAGGAACAGGGUUUGCACCACGAGAUGUCACUCCAGAGGCCACAAAAGAAGUAAUAGAACGGGAAGCGCCAGGGAUGGCCCUGGCAAUGCUGAUGGGAUCACUUAAUGUUACACCUCUGGGCAUGCUCUCUAGACCUGUGUGUGGAAUCAGAGGGAAAACUCUCAUAAUUAACUUGCCAGGUAGCAAGAAAGGAUCUCAGGAAUGCUUUCAGUUCAUACUGCCAGCUCUACCUCAUGCCAUUGAUCUUUUACGUGAUGCCAUUGUAAAAGUAAAGGAAGUACAUGAUGAACUUGAAGAUCUACCUUCCCCACCACCUCCUCUUUCCCCUCCUCCCACAACUAGCCCUCAUAAACAGACAGAAGACAAAGGGGUUCAAUGUGAGGAAGAGGAAGAAGAAAAGAAAGACAGUGGCGUUGCUUCCACAGAAGACAGUUCUUCAUCACAUAUAACAGCAGCAGCUAUUGCUGCCAAGAUUCCAGAAUCCAUUAUUUCUCGUGGCGUUCAGGUGCUCCCACGAGAUACAGCUUCCCUCAGCACUACUCCUUCAGAAUCGCCUCGUGCUCAGGCUACAUCUCGCCUUUCUACAGCUUCCUGCCCAACACCAAAACAAAUUAGACGGCCGGAUGAAAGCAAAGGAGUUGCUAGUAGAGUUGGAUCCCUCAAACUCCAUCGAAAGCUGGAGGAGCUCAGAGAUCACCUAGAAGGCAAUGUGAAAGGAUACUCUCUCAGAGUAAAUGUGCAGUCCAGGUGCAGCAGCAAGGAGAACAUUCUCAGAGCCAGUCACAGUGCUGUCGAUAUCACCAAGGUGGCUAGAAGACACCGCAUGUCUCCUUUUCCUCUAACGUCUAUGGACAAAGCCUUCAUCACAGUCCUGGAGAUGACUCCGGUGCUUGGGACAGAAAUCAUCAACUACCGAGAUGGAAUGGGCCGAGUCCUUGCUCAAGAUAUAUAUGCAAAAGAUAACCUACCCCCCUUCCCAGCAUCAGUAAAAGAUGGCUAUGCUGUUCGAGCUGCCGAUGGCCCAGGAGAUCGUUUCAUCAUUGGGGAAUCCCAAGCUGGUGAGCAGCCAACUCAGACAGUAAUGCCUGGACAAGUCAUGCGGGUUACAACAGGUGCUCCCAUCCCCUGCGGUGCUGAUGCAGUUGUACAAGUAGAAGAUACUGAACUUAUCAGGGAGUCCGAUGAUGGCACUGAAGAACUUGAAGUCAGAAUUCUGGUGCAAGCUCGACCAGGCCAAGAUAUCAGACCCAUUGGCCAUGACAUUAAAAGAGGAGAAUGCGUGUUGGCCAAAGGAACCCACAUGGGCCCCUCAGAGAUUGGUCUUCUGGCAACUGUAGGUGUCACGGAGGUUGAAGUUAAUAAGUUCCCAGUGGUUGCAGUCAUGUCAACAGGGAAUGAGCUGCUAAAUCCUGAAGAUGACCUCUUACCAGGAAAGAUUCGAGACAGCAACCGUUCAACCCUCUUAGCCACAAUUCAGGAACAUGGUUACCCCACAAUCAACUUGGGAAUUGUAGGAGACAACCCAGAUGACUUACUCAAUGCCUUGAAUGAGGGUAUCAGUCGUGCUGAUGUCAUCAUCACAUCAGGGGGUGUAUCCAUGGGGGAAAAGGACUAUCUCAAGCAGGUGCUGGACAUCGAUCUUCACGCACAGAUCCAUUUUGGCAGGGUUUUUAUGAAACCAGGACUGCCAACAACAUUUGCAACUUUGGAUAUUGAUGGUGUAAGAAAAAUAAUUUUUGCACUACCAGGGAAUCCUGUGUCGGCCGUGGUCACCUGCAAUCUCUUCGUCGUGCCUGCACUGAGAAAGAUGCAGGGCAUCUUGGAUCCUCGGCCAACCAUCAUCAAAGCCAGGUUAUCAUGUGACGUAAAACUGGAUCCUCGCCCAGAAUACCAUCGGUGUAUACUGACUUGGCAUCACCAAGAACCACUGCCUUGGGCACAGAGUACAGGUAAUCAGAUGAGCAGCCGUCUGAUGAGCAUGCGCAGCGCCAAUGGACUGUUGAUGCUACCUCCAAAGACAGAGCAGUACGUGGAGCUCCACAAGGGCGAGGUGGUGGACGUCAUGGUCAUCGGACGGCUAUGAUGGCCGCCGCGGAGAAGCUUCGAUGCAUGCCCACAUAUCAUUGACUGUACCCUGUAAUAUGCAACGGCACAGCUAGUUUUUCUGAUUUGGAUAAAAGUUGAUCUGUAUAGUCAACAUCUUGAACUAUAUUUCAAAAGAAUUUAAAUACCUUUUAAAGAAAAAACACCUAAAAAUAAAUCUUAACAGACAACUCUAUUCUGAUUAUAUCAAAGCAGAUUUUUCCUUUCUCGCAAUCGCUUUGUGUGUUCAAUGCUAGGUCUGAUAGCAAUAGCUUUUAGUAGACAGCAGUAGGUGCCUGCAGAACUUGUGUUUUUCUCAUCUUUAAACAACUACUUAUGCUCUUAAAUCAAGGCUGUCUGCUUAUUUAUACUAGCGUAGGCAACACUUGGAUUUCCCUUCUUAGUAUGCUUCAUAACCGCUUUACAGAGAGCUUUUGCUUGUUCUUUAUCAUGUAUCUCGUGUUUAUGUGCACAGUGCCAAAAGAAGAGUGACGGGGGCGGCCGCCCUGCCUCCAGGAGCACCACCCCUCACAGAGCUUCCGGGGAAGUUUCUCGCCCCAGCAGCCUCAUGGCACAGUCCUCUUGGGCAGUAACUGGAUACCUUUUAUUUGAACAAACAAACUGGGGGAAAAAUGCUUCCUUAAGUGCUGACAGCCUUUUUAACUAAUACAUUUAAAAUUGUACAGAACAAAAAAAUAAAAUCAAAGACUGAUCUUGUACAGAUAUUAGUGUUACCAGCAUUCAUGUGGAAAUCAAGAGCAAAGAAAAAAUAAUGUUAAACAACUCUGUACUAUAACAUUUUCUGUAAUGAUACUGAAACUUAAUGAAUAAAAAAAUCCUUGAUCAUUAUAUAAAAA